This is a messenger RNA of Durusdinium trenchii, 2610 nucleotides long. Lineage: Eukaryota; Dinophyceae; Suessiales; Symbiodiniaceae. The record is from the annotation of a GenBank genome assembly.
AUGUCGGAUUCCGAUGGAGCAGCUGUCAGCAUCGCUGGCGUGGCUCUUGAGUGGGAAGCCGCCAGGGAAGUGCGAGAUAUGCUUCGCCAAAAUUCUUACAUCAUGCAGCCAGCGCCAGGGGAGUCCCAGCCAUCAGCAACAGUGGCUUGUGUGGGUGCCAACCGUGCUACAUUGGAACCCAUUGUGAAGCGCUUGUUUCUGCAGGAUGAACAUGGGUAUGGCCAUCUCAGUAUGGUGACCAUCCCUGACCUUCAUCGAGAGCUGAAAGACCUCCAUGAAAUUGUUGGCAUCUCUCUUGAUCAACGACGGAUGAAGAUCGAUGCGUGGGCCAUCAAAAAGUCCUGUGUGCUCAUCAAGAAGAAGAUCAACCGUCGUCAAUUCCCUCGCAAUGCCAACUUCAAUGCUCUCAUUGCAUCAGAGGAAGUUGAGGAUGCUCCUGCAGCAGCUGCUGCAGCGGGGGGCCUUCAUCCAGUGAUGGGUGAUAGGGAUGCUGCUGCAGCGGGGGGCCUUCAUCCAGUGAUGGGUGAUGGGGAUGCUGCUGCAGUGGUGGACCUUCAACCAGUGAUGGAUGAUGGCGAUGCUGAUGCAGCGGUGGGCCAUACUGAAGUGAAGGGCGAUGGCGAUGCUGAUGCGGCGGUGGCCCCUCAUCCAGUGAUGGGCGAUGGCGAUGCUCCUAUGUCUGGGGGUGAUCCUUCUGCAUCAGUGGACAGAAAUGAUGCUGAUGUCACUGUGGCACAGGUGGCAGGAGGUGAGAUUGUGCUGAGUGAUGAAGAGAUGCCAUGCGUUGAAGAUGGUUACAAGCCAGAGCAAACACCUCAAACUGCUCCUGCUUUGGCUCCUGCCAACCCAGCUGCUGUCCGGAGUGCACCUAUGUUGAAUCGGGCCAAGUCGAAGUUUGACAUCUUCGAAGACUCUCAAGUUGUUGGGUUUGAAGAGGAUAGUCCAGCAGAUGCGGACAAAUUCAGCGUAGAGGACAAGAAGGAAGACCUUCACUCUACGAAGAAGAAGUUGUUUGAAGAGGUUUUGCCCGAUGAUGAGUGCGCCAUCCAAGACAAAGUGGAGGCGCCCUUGAUCAAAUAUGUCAGGAAAUCUGCGCGCUUGGCAAAGCUUCCGCCUCCUGGUGAGGUCUUGCUUGUGGAGGACUCAUUGCCCUUUGGCACAGACAUUUCUGAGACCCUUCACCUUCCUGAGCCCGAGAUGGCUCUGUACGAGGAGAAAUUCCGUAGCCAAGAGCCAGGUGAGUUUGAGUUUUCUUCGGCUGAACCAGACACUGAGGAGGAUGGCGAGCCCACAAAGAAGAAGCGGGGCAAGGGCAAGGGCAAGGGCAGGGGCAAAGGAAAGGGAGCCAAGGGCUCCAAGGGGAAGGGCAAGGGAAAGAAAGCGCAGUCAAAGGAUUCCAAUGGCCAAGGCCGACCAAAAGCAGCCAAGGCAAAGGCUAGCAAGGAGGAGGAUGAAGCUCCUGGGCAGAGCGCUGCCAGUGCGAAGCCAAGCCGAUCGCGAAAGACUCCGGCGACAAAGGCACCAGCGAUGCCUGAAAUUGAGCCUCCCCAGUCAUUGCCAGAGGACAUCCCUUCAGCAGAGCCUGCUGCUGCCAAGGCGAAGGCACGGGCAAGGGUUCAAAAGAAGUCAUCAGAGCAGCCUUGCAAGAAGGCCAAGACUGAGAAGGGGGCAGCAGGUCCCAGCAUGUCAGAGAAGGAUUCCGAAGGCCUUCCCAAGACUUGGGCGCGUAGGUCUGCCUCAGCGAUGUCGGCCAGAGGGCAGGGGUGGAAACGGCGACUUCUCGAGAACGAUUACCUCACAGAAGGUUUUCUUGGCCUAUUGGUGGAUGCACCACUUCGGGGGCCUGACUGCAAAGAGGACAUACCCGCCACGCUUUGGAAAGUGCCUGCGAAGACUCUAUCCGCGGACAAUGCCGACUUGCGUGCGAAGUUGGACGCCAUGGAAGCUGCCCUUGCUCAAGAAAAGGGUAAGACCCCCAAUGAACCGAAAGGUGGGAAGACCACCCCCCCUACCAAGGGCAAGAGUUGUUCCAAAGCUGCCAAAGGGAAGCCCCCCAGAGCCUCAGCCUCAUCGAAGCCAGAUGUCGAGGAACCUCUGGAAGAACCUGAUGCUGAGGAAUCGGGUGGUGAGUCGGAAUCCCCAGAGGUUUCUGAGGCAGCCAAAAAAAACCGUCUCAGAAGACUUUGUGAACGAAAGGGGUCAGGUAAGCUGAAUGUGCCUGAGGAGGUGCAUCAAAUGUACAUGCAAGGUGGGCAUUCCAGGUUGGAACUUCAAGAGCUUCUGGAAGAAGCAAAUUGGGAUAAGGACAUUUUCGUGAAGAAGGUCAUCCGGAGCAAGGAGAAGAUUGCUAGGAAGUCAGCGAAGAAACGGCGGGGGUGGUACACGGUAGAGACCAUGCGCACCAUUUUGCAAUGGAGCAAGUCCUACAUUGCGUCUGUGGUGAAGUAUUGUGAGCGGAAGGGCAAUGAAAAACUGGUGAAGAAAGACAAAUACAACAAGAAGAUCAAGAAGUACUAUGUCGAGGUUGGUGAGGAUGAUGAAGACUUGGAUAUCGAAGAGGAACGCGAGCGUGAAGAAGAGGAAAUGGAUGUGGGGGCCCUAUACUGUUGA